CUAGCAGUGGUAAAUAUAAUUUCUUGAGCUUCCAGGGCAUGUGUGGAAAGAAAAAAUAAGAAAUAAGAGAUUCAGACAUUUACAAGAAGAUGGAAAGGAAGAACCUGCAGCUGGGGGCAAACUAGAACAUCCUCUGAACCUGUCGGGGUCUGGAGGCUCUCCAGGCAUGGCCAGACACUCCGUCUUAUAUUUCAUCCUGCUGAGUGCUCUGAUUGACAAGGGCCAAGCCUGUUUCUGUGAUCAUUACCCAUGGACUCAGUGGUCAAGCUGCUCCAAAACCUGCAAUUCUGGAACCCAGACCAGACAGAGACAAAUCGUUGUGAAUCAGUACUAUCUGGAAAACUUUUGCGACCAGCUUUGCACCAAGCAGGAGACCAGAGAAUGUAAUUGGCAAACUUGUCCUAUCAAUUGCCUCCUGGGAGAUUACGGACCGUGGUCAGACUGUGACCCUUGUGUUGAAAAACAGUUUAAAGUUAGGUCCAUCUUGCGCCCCAGUCAGUUUGGAGGACAACCCUGUACUGAGCCCCUCAUGACCUUUCAACCAUGCAUCCCAUCUAAGCUCUGCAAAAUUGAAGAGAUUGACUGCAAGAAUAAGUUCCGCUGUGACAGUGGUCGCUGCAUUGCCAGCAAGUUGGAAUGCAAUGGAGAAAAUGAUUGUGGAGACAAUUCAGAUGAAAGGAAUUGUGGGAGAAAAAAAUCAGUAUGCUCACGGCAGUAUAAUCCCAUCCCUAGUGUACAGCUGAUGGGCGCUGGGUUUCACUUUCUGGCAGGAGAGCCCAGAGGAGAAGUCCUCGAUAACUCUUUCACUGGAGGAAUAUGUAAAACUGUCAAAAGCAGUAGAGCAAGUAACCCAUACCGUUUCCCGGCCAAUCUGGAAAAUGUCAACUUUGAGGUACAAACUGAAGAAGAUGAUUUGGAAACAGGUUUCUACGAGGAUUUAAUUUCUCUUGAAGUUAAUAAAGAUCAACAAGGUUUAGCUUUCAGCCAAGAGAAGAGCUCUUUUCAUGUACCAAUUUUUUAUUCCUCAAAGAGAAGCCAAAGCAGCACCCAAAAUUCUGCCUUCAAACAAGCCAUUCAAGCCUCCUACAAAAAGUAUUUUCUUCAGGGAGGAUACAUGCAAAGUAUAUACCCUAAAUCCUUAUGUUUAACGAAGGCAGAAGCCCAAAAUUGCAUCCGGGUUGAAACAAAGAAACGCUUCCUUUUUUUUAAGAAAACAAAAGUGGAAUACCGGUGCACCACUAACAAGCUGUCAGAGAAAUAUGGAGGUUCGUUUAUGCAGGGAUCAGAGAAAUCCAUAUCCCUGGUUCAAGGCGGGAGGAGUGAGUAUGCAGCGGCUUUGGCAUGGGAGAAAGGGAGCUCUGGUCCAGAAGAGAAGACAUUUUCUGAGUGGUUAGAAUCAGUGAAGGAAAAUCCUACUGUGAUUGACUUUAAGCUUGCUCCCAUCACAGACCUGGUAAGAAAUAUCCCCUGUGCGGUGACAAGACGGAACAACCUCAGGAGAGCUUAUCAAGAAUAUGCAGCCAAGUUUGACCCCUGCCAAUGUGCUCGAUGCCCUAAUAACGGCCACCCCACGCUCUCAGGGACCGAAUGUCUGUGCGUGUGCCAAAGUGGCACCUACGGUGAGAACUGUGAGAGGCACUCUCCGGAUUACAAAUCUAAUGCUGUAGACGGGAACUGGGGCUGCUGGUCUUCCUGGAGCACGUGUGAUGCUACUUACAAGAGAUCGAGAACCCGAGAAUGCAACCACCCUGCCCCCCAGCAAGGAGGGAAAAGCUGUGAGGGGGAGAGGCGGCAAGAGGAGCACUGCACAUUUUCCAUAAUGCAGAACGAUGGACAACCAUGCAUCAGUGAUGAUGAGGAAGUGAAAGAAAUAGACCUCCCUGAAUUAGAAUCAGAUUCAGGGUGUCCUCAACCAGUCCCUCCAGAAAAUGCAUUUAUCCGGAAUGAAAAGAAACUGUACUCCUUUGGGGAAGAAGUGGAAAUCAUAUGCCUUACUGGUUUCAAACCUGUUGGAUACCAGUACUUCAGCUGCUUACCAGACAGAACCUGGAGGCGAGGAGAUGUGGAAUGCCGACGGACAGAGUGCCUCAAGCCAGUGGUGCAGGAAGUACUGACACUGUCACCAUUUCAGACAUUAUAUAAAAUUGGUGAAUCCAUUGAGCUAACCUGCCCCAGAGGCUUUGUUGUUGCUGGGCCAUCAAGGUACACAUGCAGUGGGGAUUCCUGGACACCUCCCAUUUCAAGCUCACUCGCCUGUGAAAAAGAUACCUUGGCACGCUUAAAAGGUCACUGUCAACCAGGACAAAAACAGUUGGGAUCUGAAUGUGUUUGCAUGUCUCCAGAAGAAGACUGUGGCUUUUAUUCAGAAGAUAUCUGUGUGCUUGAUACAAGCUCCAGUCAUCACUUUACUUCAACCGCUUGUAAGUUUUUGGCCGAGAAAUGUUUGAACAAUCAGCAAUUCCAUUUUCUACAUAUUGGUUCAUGCCAAGAAGGUCCACAGCUAGAAUGGGGUCUUGAAAGGACAAAACUUUCAUCCAGUAGCACAAAGAAAGAAUCCUGUGGCUAUGACACCUGCUACGACUGGGAAAAAUGUUCAGCUGCCACCUCCAAGUGUGUCUGCCUAUUGCCCUCCCAGUGCUUCAAGAGUGGAAACCAGCUCUUCUGCGUCAAAAUGGGAUCAUCAAUGAGCGGGAGAACAGUGAACAUCUGUGAAGUAGGAGCUGUCAGGUGUGCCAACAGGAAAGUGGAAAUACUGCAUCCUGGGAGGUGUUAGACCUAACACAGUUACUGAUAAACAGAUUUACUGCCCCAAAAUAAUCCCUACAAAGGGACACUCUUGAACCAACAGCAGACUGGCAUAUCUAGGAGUUGCCAACAUAAAUCCUUUUGUGUUCGUUUCACAUUAUUGUUCUGCCUGCCUCCCGUGUCUUCUCCCCUGUCCAGUUCCCAUCCAUGAUGCUCUGUAGCAUACCCCUACCCCUAUGUAGCAUACCCCAUAACUUCCACAUCAAUCUAAUAAAUUCUUCUGUUCAUGUUGCACUAAAA
Molecule: messenger RNA, 3045 nt
Organism: Balaenoptera acutorostrata (minke whale)
Lineage: Eukaryota; Metazoa; Chordata; Mammalia; Artiodactyla; Balaenopteridae
Gene: C6
Product: complement C6
Exons: 18
Coding region: 167-2773 (868 amino acids)
Biological process (GO): immune response
Cellular component (GO): membrane attack complex
Molecular function (GO): protein binding
Source: RefSeq, a predicted model, not a curated record